CAAAAGGUUUGUGAGUAUUUAUUAAUAUUGCAAUUUGAUUGUUCCAACAUUGAAAACAAAAAUGACGUUUUGACAGUCACAAUAUUUCACCAAGUAGGGACUCGAAUAAAAUCGAAGAAACAACACGCACGAGAGACAACUGUGAGGAUUUAACAUCUUUUUCAUCACUCAAAGAAUUAACAUCUUGAGAAAAUCAUGGCUGCAGAAAACCAAACAGAGGAAAAUCCCAACAAUUCCAACAAGGAGCAACAACAACAACAACAACCGGAGAAGACACAAAAACAAGUUAUCGCCACUAAGGUAACCGGCAUCGUUAAAUGGUUCAACGUAAAGAGUGGAUACGGUUUUAUAAAUCGCAAUGAUACACUGGAAGAUGUAUUCGUACAUCAGUCAGCGAUUGCCCGCAAUAAUCCCAAGAAAGCUGUGCGUUCUGUGGGCGAUGGCGAAAAUGUCGAGUUCGAUGUCGUAAUUGGCGAAAAGGGAAAUGAAGCAGCCAAUGUAACAGGGCCUAAUGGAGAAGCUGUCAAGGGAAGUCCAUAUGCAGCAGAUAAACGCAGAAACUAUCGCUAUUAUUGGCAAGGCAGACGUCGUCAAAGCAAUGGACCACGCGGAAAAGGCUCUAAAGAUCAAGCGGGAGGCGAUGGUCAACAACAAUCAAAUGGUGCUGACUCCGAUGAAAAUCAACAACCAGAACGCGGCGAACGCAAACCAAGACAAUCACAGCGUCCCUUCAGACGAGGCGGAAGAGCUCCACGCGGCGUUGGAAGAUAUCAAGGCGGUUCAGAAAGAGGUUAUUAUCGCAAUCAACCACGACGUGAUAGAGAUCAAUCAAAUGGUGAGCAAAUGAAUGGAGACGGAAAUGGAGAUGGAGGUGAACGAGGAGGAGCUCCAAGACGUUUCUUCCGUCGUAACUUCCGUGGAGGUCCACAAAGAGGAGGCCCUCGUCGAGGACCCCCAAGACACGAUUACAACGAUGGACAAAAUGGAGAUAUGGUCGAUGAUCAACAACGCAAUGAUAACUAUCGUCCUCGUCCUCGAUUCCCUCGAGGCGGAAAUCGUGGAUCUGGCGGAGCACGUGGAGGCGCGCCAAGAUCUUCACACCGUGGAAAAGGCCCAAAAGAUAACCAACAAGUUCAGAAUACAGUUACAGAAAGUACCGCAUAAUUUGAUCGAAUACGUUUUCCCUUCAAAAAUUUACGAUUAAAUUAUAACAACAACAACAACAAAAGCAAAAAAUUGAAAAAAAAACUAAUAACAACAAGAUUUAAUAACAAUCUACUACUAAACAAUAAUAAUCGAUCAUACCUACAUAGUAAAACUUCAUAAGAACUAUUACAAACAUAUAAAUAUUAUAAUAACAA
This is a messenger RNA of Culicoides brevitarsis, 1361 nucleotides long. RefSeq names its product Y-box factor homolog (gene yps). Lineage: Eukaryota; Metazoa; Arthropoda; Insecta; Diptera; Ceratopogonidae. Gene Ontology annotation, molecular function: nucleic acid binding. The transcript has 5 exons. Gene Ontology annotation, biological process: regulation of gene expression. Gene Ontology annotation, cellular component: nucleus. The record is from RefSeq and is a predicted model, not a curated record. Bases 196 to 1164 code for a protein of 322 amino acids.